AUUUCUUUCCUGAAUUUACCGACCAAUUGAUAACCCUCCCUCCCUCCUACUCAUAGAGUCUCAGGCUAUUCUACCUCGGUCCAGGCCCUUGAAGAAUCCUCAACCAUUAACUGAUCUCUACUUUGUCACUCCAAGAACUCUUAGCACCAUCGCUAUCAUCCUCUCACCGUCUAACCCACUUCCACAACCUGAGACACACCCACCUUCCUAGCUUUUUCCCAAAGGCCAACCAACCAACCAAACUGAUAGACAAAAAGGAAAACAAAUCAAACGGUUAAUACAGCAUGUAUCCCUUCCCUUGCUGCUCCUCCUCCACUUCCAGUAUUCUGGGCCUUCUUGUUCUACUUCUCACUACUAGAGGUAUUUCGGCUGCUACAUUCACUUUUGUGAACAGAUGUGACUACACUGUAUGGCCUGGCAUUCUCGCUAAUGCAGGCAGCCCUAGACUCGAUAGCACCGGAUUCGAGCUCCCAAAGGAAACUUCACGUUCCUUCCAAGCUCCCACCGGCUGGUCUGGUCGGUUCUGGGCUCGGACAGCGUGCAACUUCGACGGAUCCGGGUCAGGGUCGUGCCUCACGGGCGACUGUGGCUCCGGCCAAGUCGAGUGCAACGGACUGGGAGCCGCCCCACCCGCCACCCUCGCAGAGUUCACGCUUGGUUCGGGUGGGCAGGACUUCUAUGACGUUAGCUUGGUGGACGGAUACAACCUUCCCAUGAUAGUGGAAGGCACCGGCGGGGCUGGUGUCUGCGCUUCCACCGGUUGCGUCACGGAUCUGAACCAACAAUGCCCAUCGGAGCUGAGGGUCGGAAGCGGGGACGCGUGCAAGAGUGCGUGCGAGGCGUUUGGAAGCCCCGAGUACUGUUGCAGCGGCUCUUAUGCUACACCCGCCACGUGCAGGCCGUCGGUGUACUCUGAGAUGUUUAAGGCUGCUUGUCCGAGAUCGUAUAGCUACGCCUACGAUGACGCUACGAGUACGUUCACGUGUUCCGGUGCGGAUUAUACUGUGACAUUUUGCCCUUCCUCCCCCAGUCAGAAAUCUACGAAAGAUCCAACACCAAUGACGUCAACCACACCGCAGGGAUCCGGGUCAGGAUAUUCUGUUUCGGGUUCAGGGUCCGGUUCAGGAUCAGAAAGCGGUUCAGGAUAUUCGGUUCCUGGGUCAGGAUCAGAAUCAGGGUCAGGAGCCGGAGAAGCCUUGAUGACAGAUGGGUCAUGGUUGGCAGGUUUGGCCAUGGGAGACUCAUCAAGAACACACUCUCCCUCAACAGUACAGUCUGCAUUGAUAGCCUUUGCAACUUUGUCGCUUGCUCUCGCAUUCCAUAAUUUGUAGCCCUUCCCUAAUGUCUUUCCUCAAAUCACGGCCUUUUUGCUGUGUUGUGAGUGCGUUUCAGUUAAGACUUGCAGCCUUUGCGGCUACUGGGGCUUUUUGGCCUUUUGCCUGGAAAGCUGGUAGAUUCCUGCAGAUUGUAAACCAACCAUCCACUCCUCGGCCCCCCCCCUUUUUUAAAAAAAAAAAAUUCGGUGUAUUAUAACUUAAAGUGUUUGUUUUUAUAUUUAUUUUUGAGAUUUUCAUUGGCUUUUACCUCGGACUCAAGCUUUUUAAGGUUCUGCGUCGUAGUGGAGUGCAAAAGCAAUAAAUGAGAACCGAGAACAAAUUUCCGAUUU
Molecule: messenger RNA, 1666 nt
Organism: Carya illinoinensis
Lineage: Eukaryota; Viridiplantae; Streptophyta; Magnoliopsida; Fagales; Juglandaceae
Product: thaumatin-like protein 1
Exons: 3
Coding region: 285-1331 (348 amino acids)
Biological process (GO): defense response
Cellular component (GO): extracellular region
Source: RefSeq, a predicted model, not a curated record